AUGGCCGUUUCUUACCACUAUCCAAAUCCUAUCUCUUCUUCCGUCUUCUCUCUUCUCCAGAAAAGAAUAGCCGACGAUCUCUUCUCUUCUCUGCAACCGGACGCUGCUGUUGGAUCGGUGCCGGCGCCGAAGUGGGGAAUGGGGAGGCGACGCUACUCUUCCUUGGCCUUUAUAACCGUCCGAGUGGGGCGUUUUUCUCCAAUAGGGCGCGAUUCUUUUAGAGGCUACAAGGUUGUGGGCUUUCAUUCCAUUCCCUGGUUUAUAGUGGAAUACCCUGUGCUGAAGCCGAAUUUGGGCUUUCAUUUUGAUUUCAUUAUUUUUGGGACGAAUUCACUGUGUGCUUUUGCGUUGAACUUGGCUGUAUUCUUGUUGGUUGGAAAGACUUCAGCUUUGACCAUGAAUGUGGCUGGAGUUGUGAAAGAUUGGCUGCUGAUUGCGUUUUCAUGGUCAGUCAUUAAGGAUACUGUGACGCCUGUCAACUUGUUCGGGUACGGGUUGGCAUUUUUAGGCGUUGCCUACUAUAAUCACUUGAAAGAAGCGCCGACAGCAGAUGAGGAGGCUGGAAAAUUGUUGGAAGAAAUAGAAGAAGAUUGA
This is a messenger RNA of Fraxinus pennsylvanica, 594 nucleotides long. The record is from the annotation of a GenBank genome assembly. NCBI's taxonomy places the organism in Eukaryota, Viridiplantae, Streptophyta, Magnoliopsida, Lamiales, Oleaceae.